Besnoitia besnoiti is the source of this 2676-nucleotide messenger RNA. RefSeq lists its product as uncharacterized. The transcript has 4 exons. NCBI's taxonomy places the organism in Eukaryota, Apicomplexa, Conoidasida, Eucoccidiorida, Sarcocystidae. The record is from RefSeq and is a predicted model, not a curated record. The coding region runs from base 1 to 2676 and encodes 891 amino acids. Gene Ontology annotation, molecular function: RNA binding.
AUGAAAGGCUCUCGCCUACCUGGAGGUUCUGUUCGCCUGUCUGGAACAAUGGAGGGACAACGUGCCCAGGAAAGCCGUUCACCUGAAUUGGCGGUGAGGAUGAGCGGCGGUGGUGUGCAGCAGACGGUCGAACCAGCGGCUCCACAGGAUUCGGUAUCAGAGGAAAAUGCACAUGCCACGGCCAAAGCAUGGGGUGGUGACAAAGGAUUAUCAGGUAGCACUGCAUUCGAGUCUCGGGAGACGACUGAAUGCAUUGCCGACAAGAAAGACUUCAUGGAGGUAGAAGAGCAACCAACCCUCAUGUCAGCUCAGUCGACAAAUUCUUCUGCAGGAGGGUACUUCCCAUCCUUCUUGCCUGCCACCAAUGAAUACUUUCAUUCAGAUGACAGCCCUUCUGCAGGAGGUUCCCCUGUGGUGUCCUUAUCGUCGGCUUCAUUCGCAUCAAUAUCAUCAUCGGCCGGCAACGAAGAUGGUGGCACUCCAGAGAGCAGACUGUUGAAAGCUGCAGACGCAGCAGGUGUGAACUCGUCACACCAACUGGAGACCGUGCAAGAAAUGCAGCCUGAGGGACGGCAACCGGUGAACGACAGAGGCGCUUCGUACCUCUUCUCUCCUCUCCCAGUGCCUCGGGCAGGCUGGGAUACGCUUAAAGGUACAGAGUCAAAAGAUGCGUUGGCUCCGUCGAACUUGCUGGAGUCUGUUUACCAGAAACAAGACCUUCUAUGCCUUUUAUUAGAGAUGGGUCAGAUGCGCGCGCGCGGAAAUGGGAGCAAUGGGGAGAAGAGGAUUGACAACAGUGGAGACACAUCCUUGCGCAGCAGCAUUGUGUCUGUCGAUAGAUCUUCAUGGCCUGACAAAGCACCAUCAAUGGGGAACAAUAAUGGCAGCGCACGAUCAAGCCAGGCUGUACGCUGUGAGAAGAGAGAUUUGAUUGUCAACGAAUUGUCAAGACUGUGGAAAGGGAACACCAGCGUUGAGCCGCAGGCGCUUUUGGAGAACGUCAUCAGCCGGGGAGAGGAUAGUCAAAUCCACAGUGCCCUGUCUUCGACUGGCGAACCACAGGAACCUGCGCCGCCAGAGGGCUCCACGGUGCAGCUAAGACGCCACGCCAUUCACCUUGAUGAGGAUAGUCUGUUUAGCGACUUGUCCGCCGCAUGGGAUCUCGACGUCGCUGAGGAAUCAGCAGCAGAAAGACACGGGAGGGCCGCUCGCCGCAAACAGGAGUCGUGCUCGUUAUUCGAGGCUCGCCGUGAACCAGAGCUCUCUUCUCAGAAUAUUUGCUUGCCGCACGACGUAGUUGGGGCAGGCCCAACUCCAGGCCCCGCCGGACUUCAGGACCCGCAAGCGGGCUCGGGGACCCCGCAGUAUAUUGGCCGGCGCCAAACAUUCCCAGGCGGUGAGGUCGGACAGUUCGAUCUGGAGAAUCAGCGCGCAUACGGGUCAUCAUGUGAUGCAGCUGUAGGCGAGUAUCAGGCAGAAAACUCGUUUCACAGGCGGCACAGUGGGCCGUUUCCUCUUCCUCUUCCGCCUUCCGAUGAUGUACUUGGGGGGCGCAGCCUGGGGCACUGGGAUGAGACAGAGCGUCAACCUCACGGCACUCCCGGUUACCCUUAUCUCGAAGAAUGUGGGAGUCAGAUGAGUCCUUCCCAAGCGAGUGACUUUUUGGGCACUCAGGGCACAAUGAUCCAUACGACCACGAGCUUUUCAGCGAAUUACAGAGCCUCCCCUGGCUCCAACCGAGCUGGCCAGGCGAAGUAUACAUUGAUUGUCAAUGUACCCCCCACUACAACCCGGCAAGACCUAUAUAUGACGUUUAGCGCGUUCGGGAAAGUUGAGCUUACCGUUGUUGUCUGCGACAAAGACCAUAGGCAUCCCCAUAGGGAAUGGACAGCAACGAGUGGGUACGCCUUCGUCCGUUUUUCUUCUUCAUCUGAGGCAGCUAACGCUGUUGCGGCGGCGGCCGUUGGUGGCAUUCGCAUGCGCGGUAGCAGAAUUAGGGCGACAUGGGCAAAGAAAGACUCCAUGGCGAAACCGUCUGCUGUCACCAACGCCGUCUUCGCCAACCGGAACGGCGCUCUUGGAAGUGAGUAUUUUGGAGGGGCAGGGGCUUGGCAACCAACCACAACUCCAGCCAACAUGCAAGCUCCCCAUGUUUCACCGCCUCCUCCAGACGACGAUCGAAGACGGAUUCCGGUCCUCCCAGCGGCGCCGUCCCGCGAAACAUUGGCAGGAGAGCAUUGGGAUUGUUUCAAAGUCCCGCUGGCGUCAUGCCUGACGCCUGAAUCGGCUCAAGAGUUCGCCUGUCGUCUCUGUCGCAGGUUCAUUGCUUUCGACCCCAUCAUACUCCCAUGUUGGCACCUGUUUUGCAGCGAUUGUUUCCAGGCAGUUCAUUGCCAACAAGUUGAUGAGGUGGAAGGCAUCGUCGUCAACUGCCCUGAAUGUGGCGGGACUGCGCCAGUGUCUGCAAUCAAAAAAGUAGACCAAGCUGAAGCAGGAAUUCUUUCCAAGCUACGCCAGUUGAAAGAUGCAGAGGCCGUGUUCUGCCCGUUCGUUCCCUUGUGCCAGUGGACUGGCACCGCCACUGAGUUUGCCAGUCACACGCACUCUCACAUGGCUAUGGAAGGUGGAUCAUUCAAUGACACAGAAUUUGCCGGCUACGGGCUGCCUCCAUUUUGA